Messenger RNA from Empidonax traillii (willow flycatcher), 265 nucleotides. Its product is annotated as myosin-1B-like. The record is from RefSeq and is a predicted model, not a curated record. Gene Ontology annotation, cellular component: myosin complex. NCBI's taxonomy places the organism in Eukaryota, Metazoa, Chordata, Aves, Passeriformes, Tyrannidae. Gene Ontology annotation, molecular function: ATP binding; cytoskeletal motor activity. The transcript has 3 exons. The annotation marks the transcript as partial.
UGCUGUGUCCCUUCCUGGCAGACCUACUCGGGUCUCUUCUGCGUCACUGUCAACCCCUACAAGUGGCUGCCCGUGUACAACCCGGAGGUGGUGUUGGCCUACCGAGGCAAGAAGCGCCAGGAGGCCCCUCCACACAUCUUCUCCAUCUCUGACAACGCCUAUCAGUUCAUGCUGACUGAUCGGGAGAACCAGUCGAUCCUGAUCACCGGAGAAUCCGGGGCCGGGAAGACUGUGAACACAAAGCGUGUCAUCCAGUACUUUGCAA